AUGGGAAUGCAGAUGCUAUUGAUUGUGACGGGGGCGUCGAAAGGUCUGGGAAAGGCCAUAACGACUGGCUUUUGCUGUAUGGACUCAUCAGAGCAGCAGCGACAGCAACUGGAUCGACUGCAUGUUGUCCUGGCGGCCCGAUCGGCAAAUUUGUUGGAAGAGCUGGGUCGAACCAUCAUGCAUCAUAACGAGUCGACCAAGGUUCGAGUGACACUUUCCUGCUUUGCCGUGGAUUUGUCCGAUUUGGAUCAACUGGACUCCCACUUUGAUCGCAUGUUCCAAGAAGUCAAUCUCUCUGGUUUUGAUCGCGUCGUCUUUGUCAACAAUGCCGGGUCUCUGGGAUAUCUGGGGCCCUGCUCGUCCAGUCCAUCUUUGACGGGCAUGAAAGCCACCAUUGACUUUAAUGUCACGUCUGCUCUGUGGCUGUCCAGUCGAUUUGCACAGCUCGUGCAGGAAAAUUCGAAUCCCGACACUCAAAAAGUAACACUCAUCAACAUUUCCAGCUUGUUGGCCGUCGAGGCAUUUCCCACCAUGGGAAUAUACGCCGCAGGCAAGGCUGCUAGAGACAAUUAUCAUGCCACCAUGGCCAAGGAAAUGCCUCGCAUAAAAGUGCUCAACUAUGCACCAGGGCCUCUGGAAACUGACAUGGUGGAAGAGAUUCGAGCAGCGCCCAAGUUAGACAAGAGCCUCAAGCCUGCUUUUGACAAGAAAUUGAUUGAUCCACAGGAUUCCGCAAAAAAACUGGUCGACUUGGUCUUCUCAGACAAGUUCGAGUCGGGAUCACAUGUGGACUAUUAUGAUAUUUCAUCCUAA
This is a messenger RNA of Seminavis robusta, 813 nucleotides long. The record is from the annotation of a GenBank genome assembly. Lineage: Eukaryota; Bacillariophyta; Bacillariophyceae; Naviculales; Naviculaceae.